CCUAAAGGACCAUCAGCUCACGCGAGCGAGGAGGCGUUGGUGCGAAGGCACACACUUGAUUGAGGCACACACUGGAGCGAGGCGUGCGAAGGCGGCGAAGGCACACGCAAUCAUGAUUGUUACUGAACUCGACCAUCUCGAGAAAACACGCCGAUUUCGCGAGCAGGAGCUGCAGCGCAAGCAGCUCCAGUUCUUCCUCGACCUGCUCAACUCAUACAAUACCCAGGCGACUCUCGUCACCGGCUUCGCCUUUACGGCCUUCUCGGCUGACGCGCUGCACGACCUCCCGUAUGCGACCUCCCCCAUCAAGUCGACCUUCUUCGCCUCCUUCUCCGCAAUCGCGAUGGGCACCGCCGUCUCCGUCGUCUGCAUCUCCUCGUAUCUGAUGCAGCGGGUCGAGCGGCUCGCGCUGACCAACUCUGUCGGCUGCGCGCUGGCCGCCGUCAGGCAGCGCAUGCCCACCAUAUACACCUUAUACAUCAUCAGCCUGAUCGGCCUCUUUGGCGCCGCCUCCUCGCUGCUCUUCGCCAUGUGUGACGACGACGACGACGUAUGCAGAGACGUGGGCAUCACCGUCGUCGGACUCUUCAUCACAUGCACCGUCCUCGCCCUCUUUGUGCUCAACCGCAUCCGGACGCAGUUCGAUCGGUACGGGCGCGGGAACCACUCGUGCUUCAACCUCGCAGUCGACCCCUCCUUCGAGGACACGCAGAGGCCGCGGCGGGCGGCGCCGAACCUCAAGACGGCGGGCCGUGCGGUCGAGGUGGCGCGAGAGAGGGGGCCGUCGCCGGCGAGCAUCAUGGCCGUGCAGUCGGUGGCCGCAGCUCGCAAAGGCCUGUCCCCCGUGAAGAGAUCAGAGACGCAGCCGCUGCCAAUCAGGUACGUCUUGCGGCGGGGGACGAGCGUGAGCUCGUGAGUCGAUCGUGAGGGGUUAGACAGCAAGCGAGAGAGAGAAAGAGAGCAGGUGUAUUCUGUGCCCGUUGGACGUUGCGGCUUCUCUCAGCUUGCGCGGUGCACUUCUUUUAUUUGUAGUUUUCAUGCGUAGUUUUCAUGCGUACC
Emiliania huxleyi CCMP1516 is the source of this 1059-nucleotide messenger RNA. RefSeq lists its product as hypothetical. The record is from RefSeq and is a predicted model, not a curated record. The coding region runs from base 113 to 916 and encodes 267 amino acids. The transcript has a single exon. Lineage: Eukaryota; Haptophyta; Isochrysidales; Noelaerhabdaceae.